Molecule: messenger RNA, 749 nt
Organism: Dentiscutata erythropus
Lineage: Eukaryota; Fungi; Glomeromycota; Glomeromycetes; Diversisporales; Gigasporaceae
Source: the annotation of a GenBank genome assembly
GACUUGUUUUAUGGUCACCAUGGGUAGAUUUAAUGAAUAGCAUGCCAUCUUAUUGGAAAAUUGAAAUGGACAAAACUGACUUUAUAGUUCGUACGCUAAGUAUUUAUAAACUCGGUCCACCAACCUCUAUUUCAAUUAAAUAUCUUGAACGUGUAAAAAUUCUUUCGGAAAAAAUUAAACAAAAAAAACCAAAAGUAGUCGGACACCCUUCUUUUAAUACAGUUCCAAGAUUUAAUUUAUAUUGCGCAAAUGAAGCUUUGGCCAUUCCAUAUGUUAGUCCAAUGUUAGCUGAAAGUUUGGGAAAUCUACCACCUAUUUUAUGUCAAGUAGGUGGUGGAGAAAGAUUUCUGGAUUCAAAUAUUUUAUUAAGUUUCAGAGCUUCUGAUCCGAGUAAAUUUCAAUUACCUAAAUAUGCUACAAUGAAUUUUGCUAAUUCACCAUUCAAAAAGCCUACCGAUGUCAUACUUGAAGUUUAUGAAGGAGCGUGUCAUUGUUUUCAAGAUAGAGCUCCUAAUGAAAAAAUUUCAAAGUUCUCAAUAAAACGUUCUUGCGAUUUUAUCAAGAAUCAUACACUUAAUGAAAGUAUUCCAAAUGAAGCUGAGAAUAAAUCUUUUCAGGGUAUUCAAAAAACUAUUAAUACUAUUGCAAUUAACCCAAAUUGUGAUAUUAGAGAGUUAGAUGAAAAAUUUCUAGAAUGUCUAAACUGGGAAAAUAUUGGUGUUGUCCCAGAAUUAGAAGUUGACAUGUAA